AUGGCAACCUCGUGGUCGUUUCUGGGCCUGGAAGGUCUGCAUGUUUUCAUUGCCGGUGCGCCGGGGGGUAUUGGGGAGAGGCUUGUGGGGGAGUUUCUGAACCAGGGCUGUAAAGUGACAGCCCAUGACCUUCAUCCAUACAUCCCAGACUCAGUCACAAAUUCAGACAGACACUCGCGUCUGAAUAUCGUGACAGGCACCGCCACAGACGAACAAUCCAUCCAAUCCAGCAUCUCCCAAGCUACCAAGUGCUUUGGUCCCAUCAAUAUCCUAAUCGCCAACGCUGGUAUCACUGAUGAAAGAAAUGACUAUCCCGUCUGGGACAUGCCCCUGGAUGUCUGGGAGAAGACGUCUCAGGUCAAUGCCCGGGAGACUUUCCUCACCAUCAAGCAUUUUCUCCGUGCUGCGAAAACUGCACAGCUGUCUCUUGGUAAAGAACUGGACAAUCUGGCUAUUGUUGUGGUAGGGAGUCAGAUAAGUGAUGGGUUGAUUCAGGGUGUGAAGAAUAAUAUUUCUCAGUUGAACAGUAAGGCCAGAAUCAACGCUGUUGCACUGGACGAUCCAGGAAACAUAGCUCGCACCACAUCCUUCCUAGCCUCCAACCGCGCAGCAGGCCACAUCACCAGCCAAUGCAGCAGAAGUAUUGAAGAAAUAAAUCAGCAAAACAAACCCAAGACCCCCCAAACUCAACCAGAACAAUCCACCUCAAUCCCCCCAACCCUAACAAAACGCAACAAAAUCCGCGUCGCCAUCUCCAUCGACCUCGACGCCGUCUCCGGCUGGCUAGGAACCGGCUACCACCCCGACAACGUCCUAGCCGACUACUCAGCCGGUUUCUUCGCCGCCAAAGUCGGCGUCCCACGCCUCGUCCGCAUGCUCCAAAAACUGCACCUCGCAGAUCGCUGCACGUGGUUCAUCCCAGGACACUCCGCAGAAAGUUUCCCGGACGAAGUUGACCAGGUUGUCAAAAGCGGUGCUGAGAUCGGACUACACGGCUACGCACACGAAGGCGCAUACCAACUCACCGUCGAGCAAGAGCGAGACAUCCUAGUAAAAUGCAUCGCCAUCGCAACAAAACUCACCGGCAAGAGGCCAGUGGGCUACAGAGCACCCCUCUACCAACUCCGCGAAUCAACCCUCGACCUCCUCGAAGAACACAACUUCGAAUACGACGCCUCCCUAACAGACCACGACAGCCACCCGUUCUUCGCGCCCCGCCGACCACCCCUAAAACCAAUCGACUACUCCCUCCCCGCGUCUUCCUGGAUGCAUCCCCUCCCCCCCUCCACACCCUCUAAUCCCCAAGACCGCAGACCGUUAGUCUGCAUCCCCUGCAACUACUACAUGGAAGACAUGACGCCGAUGCAAUUCCUGCCACACGUGCACAAUUCGCAGGGAUACACUGAUACGCGGCUGAUUGAGAAUAUGUGGAAGGAUCGGUUUCUGUGGAUUCGGGAGAAUGAAGUGGAGCCGGUUUUUCCGGUGCUGAUGCAUCCGGAUACGAGUGGGAUGGCGCAUGUGAUUGGAAUGAUGGAGAGGUUUUUGGGGUGGUUGAGGGAGUGGGAGGGGGCUGGGGAGGUGGAGUUUUGCCAGUCCGGGGAGGUGGCAAGGUGGUGGAGGGAGAAACAAUCGUCUACGAGUAGUACUUAG
Molecule: messenger RNA, 1650 nt
Organism: Aspergillus glaucus CBS 516.65
Lineage: Eukaryota; Fungi; Ascomycota; Eurotiomycetes; Eurotiales; Aspergillaceae
Exons: 2
Coding region: 1-1650 (549 amino acids)
Biological process (GO): carbohydrate metabolic process
Molecular function (GO): hydrolase activity, acting on carbon-nitrogen (but not peptide) bonds
Source: RefSeq, a predicted model, not a curated record